Peromyscus eremicus (cactus mouse) is the source of this 1867-nucleotide messenger RNA. RefSeq names its product WASP family member 2 (gene Wasf2). Gene Ontology annotation, biological process: actin cytoskeleton organization; positive regulation of Arp2/3 complex-mediated actin nucleation. Gene Ontology annotation, cellular component: cytoskeleton. The transcript is spliced from 9 exons. Gene Ontology annotation, molecular function: protein kinase A regulatory subunit binding; Arp2/3 complex binding; actin binding. The coding region runs from base 241 to 1731 and encodes 496 amino acids. The record is from RefSeq and is a predicted model, not a curated record. NCBI's taxonomy places the organism in Eukaryota, Metazoa, Chordata, Mammalia, Rodentia, Cricetidae.
GGUGUGGCUGCGUCCCGGGGCGGGGAAAUCACGUAAUGGCGGACUCGGGCCGGUGGAGUGCGGCUAGGGGCGUAGCGCGCUGAGGGGGGCUCCGGCAGUGUGGCAGCCCGCGAAGCGGUGGGCCGGGGCGCACUCCGUGGGGACACGGGCCGGCCGGCCAGCCCUUCAUGUCGCUGAGGGCGACUGCGCGAGGUCAGGUUGUUUUUCAUCAUUGAGAACAUUGCCUGAAGCAGGUCCACCAUGCCGUUAGUAACCAGGAACAUCGAGCCAAGGCACCUGUGCCGUCAGACGUUGCCUAGCGAUACAAGCGAGCUGGAAUGCAGGACCAACAUCACCCUGGCAAAUGUCAUCCGACAGCUGGGCAGCCUGAGUAAAUAUGCAGAAGACAUUUUUGGAGAGAUUUGUACUCAGGCAAGUGCCUUUGCCUCCCGGGUAAACUCCCUUGCUGAGCGGGUUGACCGAGUACAAGUUAAAGUCACUCAGCUGGAUCCUAAGGAAGAAGAAGUGUCACUGCAAGGAAUCAACACUCGGAAAGCCUUCAGAAGCUCCACGACCCAAGACCAGAAGCUUUUUGACAGAAAUUCUCUCCCAGUGCCCGUCUUAGAAACCUACAACAGCUGUGAUGCUCCCCCCCCUCUCAACAAUCUAAGUCCUUACAGGGAUGAUGGAAAAGAGGCACUCAAAUUCUACACCAACCCUUCAUACUUCUUUGAUCUUUGGAAGGAGAAGAUGCUGCAGGACACCAAGGAUAUCAUGAAAGAGAAGAGAAAGCACAGGAAAGAAAAGAAAGAUAAUCCGAAUAGAGGGAAUGUAAACCCACGUAAAAUCAAGACACGUAAGGAAGAAUGGGAGAAAAUGAAGAUGGGACAAGAAUUUGUAGAGUCCAAAGAAAAGCUGGGGCCUUCUGGAUACUCGUCGGCCUUGGUGUACCAGAACGGCAGCGUUGGCUCUGUUGAGAACGUGGAUGCAGGCAGCUACCCACCCCCACCACAGUCAGACUCCACCUCCUCACCAUCUCCUUCCUUCUCAGAAGACAACCUGCCCCCCCCACCAGCAGAAUUCAGCUACCCUGCAGACAACCAAAGAGGAUCUGUCUUGGCUGGACCCAAAAGAACCAGCGUGGUCAGCCCAAGCCACCCACCCCCAGCUCCUCCUCUGGGCUCUCCACCAGGCCCCAAACCUGGCUUUGCUCCACCCCCUGCCCCUCCACCUCCACCUCCGAUGGGGGUGCCGCCUCCACUACCACCUAUAGGAUUCGGGUCUCCUGGGACCCCUCCACCACCAUCACCUCCAUCUUUUCCACCUCACCCUGAUUUUGCUGCCCCUCCCCCACCUCCCCCACCACCAGCAACUGACUACCCAAUGCCACCACCUCCCUUGUCCCAACCAUCUGGAGGUGCUCCUCCCCCUCCCCCACCUCCUCCACCCCCAGGGCCCCCACCUCUCCCCUUCAGUGGUGCUGAUGUCCAGCCUGCUGCACCACCACCGCCUCUUUCUGAUGCCACCAAGCCCAAGUCCUCGUUGCCUGCUGUGAGUGAUGCACGUAGUGACCUGCUUUCUGCCAUCCGCCAAGGCUUCCAGCUUCGAAGGGUUGAAGAGCAACGGGAACAAGAGAAGCGUGAUGUAGUGGGCAAUGACGUGGCCACCAUCCUGUCACGUCGAAUUGCUGUUGAGUAUAGCGACUCGGAAGACGAUUCCUCUGAAUUUGAUGAAGACGACUGGUCGGAUUAACUUUCUGCCUGCUGCCCACAUUCCUUUUUCUGUCUUUCCUACCUACCUUCUUUGAUUCCAACUGUAACAGUCCCAUGGGGGAAGGAAGGGAGGACAAAGAAUUGCAAGGGCCAAAGCCUUCCCUGGAACAACCAAA